AUGACUUCACAAGAACCCCAAUCCCUCCGCUCCCUCUACGAAGCAGCCGAGGAAAAGCGUCGCGCUCUAGAAAACGCCUUCGAAGCAACAUCACCCACCUACCGCUCCGACUUGGAAGCCGCACUUUCGCUCUACGCCUCCGCGCGCGAUCAGAUCUCAGCUCUCGCCCUCUUCUCGCCUAACGAAGGUAUCGAGGACGUCUCUACAUCUGAUCUUCCCUAUCUUCUUCUCGACUCCUACAUCGCAGAACUUGUUCAGAAGACCCCUAAUCAGAGCCCCGAUUCGCGCCUCGAAAUCCUCGCCAAGUCUCGCGCCGCAUACGAGCGCUUCCUUGCCGCUGUCGACGGCUACGGGCUCGUGCAGGCGCCUUACAAUCGUGUUCUUGAGCGAUACCGUGACGAACCUGAGAGCUUUGCUGUGGUGGCGAGUAACGAUGCUUCGGCGCGGCGGGAUGGCAAGAUUGCGAAUUAUCGCGCGGAGAAGGCGCUGAAGGAGAAGCUGGAGAUGUUGAGGCGGAAUCCGCGGUAUGUGGAGGAGGGCGAUGAGGAGCUCGUGCGGGAGCUGUACCUAACGCAGAUCACCUUUGCGGUGCACUCUGCUCUCCAAGCGCUGGAUUCGAUGAACCGCGAGGUUGAGAUUCUCGCUCACGCGCCCCGACCGCUCGCACCCUCCACCACCAACAUACCAUCUGCGGAUGAUCACUCGUACCGUCUCGACCAGCCCCUCCGCCGCCUCCAGUCUCUCCAGGGUGGCCCACUGCUUUCGAAGCAGGGUAAGCCACUGCAGCCAUUCACACUUGUUGGUUCCCGAGACCAAAUGGCCCGAGACGUGUUCCGCUCAGGACACAACCUACCGACCAUGUCUAUCGACGAGUAUCUCGAGGAGGAGAAGAGACAAGGAAACAUUCUCCAGGGCGGCGUGGAGGAGAAGAAGGUUGUGGACGAGGAUGACAUCGACGCUGUGGAUCGUGAGAUGUACAAGCAACGUGAGUGGGACGAGUUCGUGGAUCACAACCCCAAGGGAGCAGGCAAUACUCUCAACAGGGGCUGA
This is a messenger RNA of Fusarium sp. VM40, 1050 nucleotides long. NCBI's taxonomy places the organism in Eukaryota, Fungi, Ascomycota, Sordariomycetes, Hypocreales, Nectriaceae. The record is from the annotation of a GenBank genome assembly.